AUGCGCUUUGCUAUAUUUUUGCUAGCUCUUGCUAUUGGAUGUGAAGCAUGUCACCCAAAAAUGGGACCUGUUGCAAAACCGACUACACCUGGAACUACCCAGGCUCCUACAACUACCCCAGCCACUACGACAACCACAGAAAGGGGUGAGUUAGAAGAGUCUGGAAGCUCCGAAAAAAGAUUUUUCCAGUCUGGGUGUGCGAUGAUGGUUGGACAACAGUUGUGCGAACCAUGGGCGGAUGGUGUAUGAAGGUUAUAAAUUUGGAGGUAUCAACUGCAAACGAAGCCGAGCAAACAUGCACCAUGGCUGGCGGUGUGAUUUCAUCUGUCGAAAACGACGAGGAGAUGCAGCUUAUCGGAACGUUGAAAAACGUCGAUUUAGUUUUUUUGGGCGCAACUCUCAAAACUGCAUGUGAAUGUUCAAGUGAGUGAUGGGAAAUAAAUUCUACAUAGAACUUUCCAAAUGUUUUCCAGCCCCAUCGGUCUGCACGAAAACAGCGACUUGUAGUUUGCAAACAGCCUACACUUGGAGCGACGGCUUUACUACAGGUACUCAAGUUUUUGCAGCUGCUCAAGAUUCUGAUUAUGGUGACGCUCUAUUUUGGCUGGAUGAGGCCUAUGGACCACAGAUUAUUGGAAUGCAUGCGAGUGUCGUGAGUUCAACACCAACGAAUGUCGUUUGUGGAAAACAGGCAACGUAA
Molecule: messenger RNA, 700 nt
Organism: Caenorhabditis angaria
Lineage: Eukaryota; Metazoa; Nematoda; Chromadorea; Rhabditida; Rhabditidae
Source: the annotation of a GenBank genome assembly